This is a messenger RNA of Fundulus heteroclitus (mummichog), 4257 nucleotides long. Its product is annotated as NACHT, LRR and PYD domains-containing protein 3. NCBI's taxonomy places the organism in Eukaryota, Metazoa, Chordata, Actinopteri, Cyprinodontiformes, Fundulidae. Gene Ontology annotation, biological process: regulation of apoptotic process. The record is from RefSeq and is a predicted model, not a curated record. The coding region runs from base 1203 to 3926 and encodes 907 amino acids. The transcript has 8 exons. Gene Ontology annotation, molecular function: protein binding.
CGUUUUAUUCUAACUUUUCUUCUGCUCACUGAUUUUUCUUUGGGAAGUCAGAGUUCAGUUUGCUCCUCUGUUGACACCCAGGUCUUUGUUCCAGAGAGUACUUUCUAGCUGUGUCAGCAGCUGUGUUCAGUGUUUGGUGUCAGCAGCUAUAAAUGUGUUUAGAAUGAUGCUUUCUGGCUGUGGAGGAACAAGGACACUCAGAUCUCUGCAGAAACAAAGGUUGUUGUGGUGAUUUCUGUCCUGACUCUGGUUCCAGCAGCCAACCAGAAAACUGUUUAUCAGAGUUCCUGAGAACAGGAGCAGACUUUUUAGUGAUGCUUCCUGAGCGCUGAGCUAUUACACUUAUAUGGUUUAUGUCUUCUAGCAAAAGAAAAAGAACAUUUGUCCCUUCUUUGACUCUUAAGGUGCAUUUCUUCAGUUGACUUGUAGCCCUGCUGUAGGCCAGUCUGUCUCCUGAUCUGCAUCCACACUGCAGGUCAUGCUCUGUGGAUACAGGAAGCGCGCUUCCUGCCUUCAGCCUGCAUCGUCCACACAUGCUUUCUUUUUAGGAAAAACUCUGACUGUCUCUGUGGGUAGGACUGCAUCAGUGCAGAAGUGACUAUAGGACAACACAGAUGAUGGGAAGUCUUCCAGAUCAGCGUCCUCUGUGGACACUUUCCAGUCCCUGUGUUCAAUACAGGCCUGUAAUCAUUUCUGUUUCUGUCAGAGUUGGACCUGCUCUGCUAAAUAAAAUCUGAAGCAAAGGGUUGUCAGCAGAAAAUGUGGAGGAACUGAUAAAAAGAGGUUUUUACAUAGAGAUGGAGGCUCUGAUCUCAUAUGGAAAUCUAAAGAUUCUUAGUGUUAGAAGAACUCUGGAAACUUUUUGUUUCCAUCUGUGGAGUGAAACUGUGGAUGAGACUCAGUGUAGAAAUGUCCAGCGUUUCUAUAUUUAGCUAAAACUGUGUUUAAUUAAGGAGGCCCUGACUAAUUUUGUCACGUUUUGUAGACUGAACCCGAACACAACCACAGCAGAGUAUAGUUUAACAGUUUAUUGAAGUUUGUGGAUAGUGGAGGAAGGAACCAAGAGUCUGUGCUGAGCUGAAGCAGGAGGAUGGUGAAGGCAGGAACUGGCAAGCGGGACGGAGCCAGGGCACAGAGGCAGCAGAACUAGAAGCACAGCAGAAUGGAGACUUGGAACCAGGCUUGACCAGCAGCACGACAGAAUGGAGACUUGGAAUCAGGCUACAGCAGGCUGGCGGAGAAUGGAGGAAAUUCGGACAGGACGAGACUGGAUGAGAGAUAAAAUGGAGGAGCCUCUAGAAGAGAAGCAGCAGGAUUUAGAGAAAACACUUCUCAGUGUUCGCGCAGAGUUUGUGGAGAGGGUUUCUGAGGAAGUCCUGAAACAGCUCCUUGACUCCCUCGAAGCUGGUGGUGUCUUAAAUAAUUCAGAAACAGAGGCAAUACUUGAAAAGAACCAAACCAGAGCAGACAAGGCCCGCUCCACCAUAGAUGCUGUGAGGAAAAAAGGAAAUGACUCCUGCAAAAUGAUGAUCCAACAUCUUCAGCUAAAAGAUGCUACACUGUCCAAUCAGCUGGGUUUGUCCUUUGCCUUGUCUGCUCAGUCAGCUGUUUCUGGUCGGUGUCAACGAGGCCUUAAAGAGUUUCUGAAGAAGAAGUUCCAAUGUCUGAAUGAAGGCAUUCCUAAAGCUGGAAAAAAAACCUUUCUGGAUCAGAUCUACACAGAGCUCUACAUCACAGAAGGAGGAAGUAGAGAGGUCAAUGAUCAACAUGAGAUCAGACAGAUUGAAAGAGCAUCCAAGAAGACCAGUGGUUCAGAAACAACAAUCAGACGAGAAAACAUCUUUGAACUCCCACCUGGAAGAAAAGAUCCAAUCAGAACCGUGAUGACAAUGGGCGUGGCUGGCAUUGGGAAAACAGUCUUAACACAAAAGUUCAUUCUGGACUGGGCUGAAGACAAAACCAACCAGGACAUUCAGUUCAUAUUUCCAUUCACCUUCAGACAGCUCAAUGCACUGAAAGGGGAAAAGUUCAGCUUGGUGGACCUUGUUCAUCACUUCUUCACUGAGACCAAAGAAAUCUGCAGCUUUGAACAGUUCAAAAUUGUCUUCAUCUUUGAUGGUCUGGAUGAGAGUCGACUUCCUCUGGACUUCCACAACAAUAUGACUGUGACAGAUGUCACAAAGUCCACCUCAGUAGAUGUUCUGCUGACAAACCUCAUCAGUGGUGAUCUGCUUCCCUCUGCUCUCCUGUGGAUAACCACAAGACCUGCAGCAGCCGGUAAGAUCCAAAGGCAGUUCAUUGACCUGGAGACAGAGAUCAGAGGGUUCACUGACCCACAGAAGGAGGAGUACUUCAAGAAGAGAUUUGGUGAUGAUGAGGAGAAGGCCAGCAGGAUCAUCUCCCACAUCAAGACAUCACGAAGCCUCUUCAUCAUGUGCCACAUCCCAGUCUUCUGCUGGAUCACUGCUAAUGUUCUGGAGGGUGAGUUAAAGAUCAGAAGCCAAGGAGAGCUGCCAAAGACCCUUACUGAGAUGUACAUCCGCUUCCUGGAGACUCAGAUCAAACAGAGAAAGAUCAAGUAUGAAGGAGGACCUGAGCUAAAAACACUCUGGACUCCAGAGAACAUAGAGAAGGUUCAGCCUCUUGGAAAACUGGCUUUUGAGCAGCUUCUGAAAGGAAACCUGAUCUUCUAUGAAUCAGACCUGAAAGAGUGUGGCAUUGAUGUCCAAGAUGCUCCACUUUAUUUAGGGUUCUUCACUGAGAUCUUUACAGAGGAGAAAGGGAUGGACGGUGACUCCAUCUAUUCCUUUGUUCAUCUGAGCAUUCAGGAGUUUCUGGCUGCAGUCUACAUGUUCCACUGCUUCACCAGCAGGAACACACAGGUGGUGGAGAACUUCCUGGGAUAUUACCCUAAUUACUCAUCUCUGGAUGAGUUCCUGGAGAGAAUCAUGCAUAAAUCCCUUUUCAGUGAAAAUGGCCACCUGGACCUGUUUGCUCGCUUCCUUCAUGGCCUCUCUGUGGAGUCCAACCAGAGACUCUUAGGAGGCCUGCUGGGUCAGACAGAGAACAGUCCAGGAACCAUCCAGAGAGUCAUCAACAACCUUAAGGAGAUGAACACUUAUAAAAUCUCUCCUGACAGAAGCAUCAACAUCUUCCACUGUCUGAUGGAGAUGAAGGACCUCUCAGUUUAUCAGGAGAUCCAACAGUUCCUGAAAUCAGAGAACAGAUCAGAGAAGCUCUCAGAGAUCCAGUGCUCAGCUCUGGCCUACAUGCUGCAGAUGUCAGAGGAGGUUCUGGAUGAGUUGGACCUGGAGAAGUACAACACAUCAGAGAAGGGACGACUGAGACUGGUUCCAGCUGUGAGAAACUGCAGAAAGGCUCGACUAGUGGGCUGUAGUCUCUUCCAGACUGAAUGUGAAGUUGUGGCCUCAGCUCUGAAGUCCAACCCCUCCCUGACUGACCUGGAAAUAGAUCAGAUCUAUGGAGAGAGAACCAUUGGAGACUCUGAGAUGAAGCGUCUCUGUGAGAUCCUGGAGACUCCAUUCUGUAAAGUAAAGAAGCUGACAUUGUGGCGCUGCAGUUUGUCAGAGAUCAGCUGGGCGUCUCUGUUCUCUGCGCUGAAGUCCAACCCGUCCCAUCUGACAAAACUGCACCUGAGUGAGAACAACCUGAAAGAUGGUGGAGUGAAGGAGCUCUGUGGUUUCCUCCAGACUCCCCUCUGCAAACUACAGAAACUGAGAUUGAUAAGCUGCAGUUUGUCAGAGAUCAGCUGUGAUCAUCUGGUAACGGCGCUGAAGUCCAACGCGUCCCAUCUGACAGAACUGGACCUGAGAUACAACAACCUGGAGGAGUCAGAUGUUCAGCAGCUGCAGGAUCUUGUAAAGAGUCCAGACUACAAACUGGAACAUCUGGAGUGGAGGGGAUGAUCUUAGUGGAGGAGAGAAGCUGAGCUGUCCUGAUGAUCCAGAGGUUGAAGCUGCAGCAGCUUGAGUUUAAAGAGACUCUGACUGGAUCCUGAUGAUGAACUCUGACCUUAGAGAUGUUGAUCCUGUUUAUCUGAUCAUGUCUGUCAUUUAGUGUCUGAUAUUGUUUGUCUCUGUGGACCAAUGAGGAUCAAAUGAAAACUAAGCUGCAUUUAGUGGCUCCAUGAAGUUUGGAUCUGAAUCUGAUGAAACUGGAAAGUUGAUAUUUUUUCUCUCUGCUUCAUUUUCAGCCUGUAACCCAGAAAUCUGAAAUAAAGCUCAACUCUAAAGUUUU